AUGGGGAAGAAAAGAGGUCAUGUCCACAAUGCUCCUUCCAACGACGAGACCAUGUUUUCUUCUCAGGAUCCUAAACCCAAGAGGAUCUACCAACUCUGGCCCGGCAACAAUAGGUUUUGUUGCGGAGGGAGACUAGUGUUUGGUCCAGAUGCAUCUUCACUUCUCCUCACCACAUCUAUGAUCGGAGCUCCUGCUCUCACUUUCUCCAUUCGAAUGGCUUUCAUGAUCGGAAAGACCUCUCCUGUGUUCCACUCUCUUAUACUGAUUGGUUCCCUUUUGCUCAUUGUCUUGGAUUUCACAUUUCUCUUCUUAACUUCAUCAAGAGACCCCGGGAUCAUCCCAAGGAACAAAGAAGCACCUGAAUCAGAAGCUCUUAACAUGCUCAGGAACACAAAGUUACCUAGAACCAAGGAUGUAUUAGUGAAUGGCUACACAGUCAAAGUCAAAUUCUGUGAGACUUGUUUACUUUACCGUCCUCCACGCGCCUCACACUGCUCAAUAUGUAACAACUGUGUCCAAAGAUUUGAUCAUCACUGUCCAUGGGUGGGACAAUGCAUCGCUCUAAGAAACUAUUGGUACUUCAUAUGUUUCAUAUCAACUUCAACACUCCUCUGUUUGUACGUCUUUGUCUUCUCAUGGGUUAGUAUGCUUGAGGUACACGGCAAGAUGUUGUUGAUGGUCAUCACGGAUGAUAUAAUAUUCAUUGUCCUCAUCCUCUACUGCUUUGUUGUCGUCUGGUUUGUUGGUGGACUCACUGUUUUUCACCUCUAUCUUAUCUGCACUAAUCAGACAACUUAUGAGAGCUUUCGGUACCGGUAUGACAAGAAAGAGAACCCUUACGGAAAGGGUCUCUUCAAGAACCUGCUUGAGGUGUUCUUUUCAAGAAUACCACCUCCUAUGAUUAACUUUAGAGACUGGGCUCAAGAGGAAUCUGAUUCGGAGGUAGGAUCCAUUGCUUCUGAGCUAGAUAGAGCCUUUGGACCAAGAGGGGGUAGAUAUGAUAUGGAACUGGAGAUAGGCGAUUGUAAAAAUAAUAGGGGUGGCUUGCAUCUCAAGACACUAGAGUAUGAUGACAACAAGAACAAGAACAGCAACAUCCCUGGAAACUCAAGCUUUGAUGUGAGAUCGAGAUAGGACAAACUGUAAACUACUCUUAAUUCUAAAGCCAUACACUUUUGUUUUCAACGAGUAUACUUUCCGGAUCAGAUAAAAGUGUAGGAGAAGAAUCAAAUGUA
Molecule: messenger RNA, 1235 nt
Organism: Eruca vesicaria subsp. sativa (arugula)
Lineage: Eukaryota; Viridiplantae; Streptophyta; Magnoliopsida; Brassicales; Brassicaceae
Source: the annotation of a GenBank genome assembly